Messenger RNA from Ostrea edulis (European flat oyster), 3456 nucleotides. RefSeq lists its product as uncharacterized. The transcript has 5 exons. Gene Ontology annotation, molecular function: oxidoreductase activity. The record is from RefSeq and is a predicted model, not a curated record. NCBI's taxonomy places the organism in Eukaryota, Metazoa, Mollusca, Bivalvia, Ostreida, Ostreidae. The coding region runs from base 1897 to 3378 and encodes 493 amino acids.
AGUUAUGAGAUUGAUCACUGUUCGUUAUCUUCACCUUUAAAAUUUGAUACAUGAAAAGAAUUGUAAGAGGGGAAGUAAUACUUUAUCUAGCAAAAUCCUGAUCCCGUAUGUUAAUAAAGCUAUAAACUUUACAAACGUGGUAUUAUAAUCCUAUUGUAGGCAUUGCUCUACAAGUUAUGAUAAAUAAAAUUAGACAUGUCUGUUGUAGAAUGGCUGAAAAUUCAUGUCUGAACACGUGGGGGAUUGGCGUGUAACAGGAUGAUGGCGUAAUCUGUCAGUUGCAAAGGAUCAUCUCCUUUUUCUAACAAAGGCCAAGGAAUAUUGCUACACAGAGAUAAGAUGACAAUGGAGAAGCGGAAGUAAUGCUGGUUGUCGUAAAUUUGAGUUGCUACAUGUAGUUUGCCGUUUACAUAUAUGUUCAGUACAAUUAUCCAAAUAUGAUACAGAAAUGGAAGACUCUGGUGUCUUUUAUUCGGAGUUCAUUGGGAUAUAUCAAAUCGACAUAUGAAUGAAAAUGUUAAUGCAUGGAUAAAACGUCGUCGAUAUAUCUAAAUGUCGAACUGAAGGUCACAGCAAAAUAUUUUUUCUUCUCAUAUAUGUUUUGAAUAAAUUCUACCUCAUAAGAAUACAAAAACAAGUCAGCUAAUAAAUGGGCAUUCUAACAGACUGUUGGAAGACCUGAUCACCAAAAACUAGGUAAAUAUUGUCAAUGACGAACUCUGGCAUCUUUUUUUUUAAAUUUUUUUUUUUAUUUCAGAGUACUUGUGCAUAGAAUCAGAGUGUUGUUUAACGAAGUAAUUUUUGGACGACUAAGCACAAUAUAUGAAAGUUUCCGUGUUCCGUCUAUAACCUUGCAUAACAAUGGUUAGAGAUUUAAUUACCCCCAGAAGGCACAAUCAAGAUAGAUAGAUUGACAGUAACAUACUAGUGGUCUCUGAGAAAUAGUUACAAUGAAUAUAGAACUGGGACAAAAAGUCAAUUAAUCCGUCAUCACAGCUACACGUGUUAUAUAUGUGAAAUACCGGUAUGAACAACAAAACUCUCAACUAUUUAGUACAUGCGUUCUGACCACACCAACUAACACGAUACUCAUACCUUUGGACAACCAUGCUUCCUGCCUUUAAUUUCAUUUUCCUAUACAUGUUAAUAAUCGACUGUUGUUCUGGAUAUGUUAGAAACGCAUAUAUGAGGGAUAGCGAGCCCUUAACUUGUGUGAAUAAGGUAAGUCUUCCUAUUGCUGCAAUAUGAUAUGUAUAUUUCUUUCUAGAAUUGGUGCUUCACACUAAUUAAUUUCAAUGUUUUCAACGGUAGGAAGAAAUAUGAAAUAGACGGAGAAGUGUUUUUAUAAUAAAAUAAAUACCAUAGAUUAGAAAUGAUAUUUUUAACCAAACGUGAAAUUCAGAUUACACAAGAAAAGAAGACAAGACAGAGUUAGAAACUUUAUCCUUUUCUUAUUGAUUUAAUAUAAAAAAAAAAUCAAUGAAAAUAAAUCAAAUUUUGGGCAAAUCAGUGAAGAAACAUUGCUUUGAAAGGAAAUCUUUAGAAUCUGAUUAGAUUAGAUUCAGAAUCAAGCAAUACAAAUGAGAAGGUGAUGACGACGAACAGCGAUCAUUCCCAUAAGGAAUGCAAAAUUAAGAGUUGUGCAAACACGUCGUUAGGUGUUUGAUUAGCUAAUUUGUUGUUUCAAAAUUUCAUGAUGUGGUAAAGACUGUUUCAAAUAUAAUCAUGCAUAAUAUAAUGAAACGAUAAGAAAAUGAAAGAAAUAAAACCCGCAUCAUUGCGGAUUAUCACUUUUAUGUUCGGACAAGGUGCAAGUUGUGAUAGUUUUAUGUGUUCAUGUAACAGACGCAUGGGUCAUUGCAGGGUCUAUAUCUUUAUUACUUUGACCAUGGUUUUAUGAGUGGCUGUCAGUGCUGUUUAACCGGUGAUGAACAAAUUGAUAUGAUAGACGCAAUUCAAAAUAAGGAAUUCAUGCAAGGAUAUCCUAGAAUAAAAGGUCCACGUUCUGUAAAUGAUCGCAUCGCUAUUGUUGGAGCUGGUCCGGCAGGACUACACAUGGCAUACGAGCUCAAGAGGCGUGGAUUUAGAAACAUUGUUAUAUUUGAAAGUCGAAAUGAGGUAGGAGGGAAAACAACUUCGAGACUUUACAGAAAUGUGUGGCAUGACCUUGGAACUGUGGGUCUGACAGUCAGCUACGAUAUAACUUUGAGUUUGCUGGAAAAAUUCAACGUAGGAUUCGAUGUCAGACCAGAAAUCCCCAGUUCGACGUGGCUUAACAGACAAGAAUUCAAGUCCAGCAUUGAAGCCUUGCCAGUAUCUAUACCGAGGUUAGCAGAGGUAUCUGAGCGGUACAUUGCCUUACAUAGAUGUUUUUUCGGUACAUAUGAUGGGGAACUAAUGCCUCGACCAUCUCCAGAUAUCUUGUAUAGGGUGCGAGGUACAGUUGACGAAUUUCUAGUGAGAUAUAAUCUUACAGAACUACAGCCACUGUUCUUUAUCGUUUUCACUCUUAACGGAUAUGGUUACUUGAAUGAGACAUCAGCGCUAUAUGGAUUAACAUUUCUAACUCCGACAGUAUUGAGAUCCUUUUUUACACCGGAGAGAGGGGCGUUCCGUCUAAGUGGAGGAUGGCAAAAUCUCUGUCGUGAAAUAGCAAGACAAACAAACGUCGAAAUUCGAUUAAAUGUGAAUAUAAAACAAAUUCACAGGAAUAAAGGUAUUCGACUCUUUUUCCAAGACAAAUAUUCACCGGCCUUACAUAUGGACAAAUUCGAUUUUCUCAUUCUUUCUCCAUCAAUGAAUUCAUUAUUUGACAUCGUGGACUUUAAUCAACAUGAAUUAGGAAUAUUUGGACACUUGAGACAUUUAUUUUUCUUGAAGACUAUCGUUAAUUCCAUCAGUCCUGGCAGAAGGGCCUUUUCCCCGAUCGAAAUUUUUCCAUAUGACUUACAACGAGUGGAAUAUUCCAUGUAUCGAAAAAUUAACCCACAUCAGGCUGAAAAUAAUGUGACUGGUCUUGACUAUCAGUUAGGACGACGAGAAAACACUGAUAAAGAUGGCAGCACGUACGAAACAAGUGUAUAUAAUCAGUUUGGAAAAUCAAAUCCUUGGAGGAAAGAUGUAAAUGCUGAUAUUCAAAGAAAACUAUUUCAACAUCUACGAGAUUUCAACAAAGUCAACCCCCAAAUUGUCGAGCAGGUGAAGUGGGGGUACUACUUUCCAAAUUUCCCUCCGGAAGCUAUCACUGGGGGUGCAUUGUGGGAUGUUCUAGAUAUGCAAGGGAUGUAUAAUACAUGGUAUAUAGGAUCAUCUGUUUCGUUUGAUGCAAUAGAAAGUGUCUUUGAAUAUAAUCAAUUAUUGUUGAAACAAUUUUUCUGAAUCAGAAAUGCGUAAAACCAUUGAGAAUCUUGCCUGACUGUAGAACAUUAUGCCGAAAAUAAAGCAGGAUUUUGGUUU